UUAAUUCGCCAUCCCGUCCUGCCUCGCGUCUGUUCGUUGCCCGCCGCCGAUUAAGAUAGCAACCGUCCCAUCACCUCGUCCCGGCCCAAUCUCCCUGCGAGCCUCCCCCCGCGCCAUGUCCGAAGGGCCUAAUCCCACCGUGGGCGCCGAGUCGCCGGGCGCCCACAAGGCCAGCGCGCCGAAAGACAGGAACUGCCCCUACUGCGGCCAGGCGUUUACCUCCUCUUCCCUCGGCCGACAUCUGGAUCUCUACAUCAAAGAGAAGAACCCCAAGCCGCCCGAUGGCAUCCACGACGUCGACGCCAUUCGGAAGAUGCGAGGGAGCAUCACCCGUAGGCAGCCGAGAGGCUCCCUCGCUCACCAGAAGAACGGCUCCGCCCCGGGCACACCGACGGCGUCUUCGAGAAGGAGCCCCGGCACCGACUCCGGCGGCGUAAAGCCCUCCGCGAUGCCGAAGGAUGGCCAGUUCGUCGUCGAUAAGCAGACGGCUAAGUAUCCCUUCCAGCCGACGUGGGAGAGCACCGGUGUGAUCAACGAUAUACCUACGAGGAAUGGGGAAUUGAAGAGUAGCUUCGACGAGGGCGCCGGCCAGGACUUGUCCCGGCGGCCUGGGCUGCAGCGUGCACCGAGCAGGACCGUCCAAAAAUCCCAAUUGGAUGCGAGGCAGAAGCUUGUCGAUGCUAUGGACACGGCGAGGGCUGCCGAAUUGGCUCUCCGGGAACUGCUCAGCUCGUGGCGAGCUGCCAAAUUGAUUAGGCAACAAAUCGACAUGGAUUCUCUCCCCUUCGACUUCGAUCCCCUCUCUCUCGACUUUCCCGCCCUCACCCUGCAGUGCCUGCAGGCCCCGCCUACGCUCUUCUCCUCCACACCGCAUCCGACGCCGACUUCGUGGUCUAUACAACCCCCGGCGAAGAAGCAGUUCGACGCCCUACAGACAUACUUCCAGGAAGAGUUCAGGAGAUGGAGGGUGACGUGCUCUAUGGCAACGACGGCGUCAAGCGAAGAUCUGACGUUCCCGCCCUCGGAGAACCACGCCCCUCGGGAUGUGCGCGAGAGCGUGAAGAAGGCGGAAGGGGCAGCGGCUGCGCUCGAGGCGCAGGUCCGCGAACAUCUACAGUCGGCCUACAACGUCUGGGAGCAACUCCCUGCGCAGAGGAAAACGGAACUCUGGGGCCUCGAGCUGGCGAGGAGCGUGGGGAGGAAGCAGAAGGAUGUGGAGAAGCUGAAAGAAAGCCAGCAUCUACUCAAACAAGAAAAUGCGAACCUCAAGACCCAGAUUGACCAGCUUAAUCGUCUGCAGCAGCCGAGGGAAUUUAGGAUAGUCACCCCAACGACGUUCCCCAUAGAGCAGUCACUGCUCUCGUACUUGUUAGACAUGGGUUAUAAGGGUCGUCAGGGGGUUGGCCUUCACACCGAAGAUCGCCAUGUAGACCUCGACACUGUAGUUUCUCGCGCUAUUGACCGGUGGAAGUCUGUCAUCGUCUCGACGAGGGGAGUCGGUAUGGCUGGACAGCGGUCGCUCGAGCAAGCAACGCCCACUCCGACGAGCACCACCUCUAACCCUACACCAGCUCCUCCGUCUCAACCCGCCGCAGCAAACCCGCAACAACAACCACCGCAACCGCAGCGAUCCGUCCCCACGCCGACAACCAUCCAGCAGACCGACAUUCAGCCCGUGACGACGGUGGUCACGGCGCCUAGCGCAUCUAUCGAGACGGAGGACAACAGUGAUCAAGAUGCCGAUGCGGAGAUGGAGGACGACGAAAGCUUCACACCUAUCACGCCCAUCAUCACGAAGCCGCUGCCGACGCAACAGCAGCAUCAGACCCUUCAGCAGCAGCAGCUCGAGAUGCCGCGGACGCGGGGCCGCGAACAGCAGAUGCAAAACGCGCGGUUCGCAAUGAACGGCGCGGCACCGGGCCGAGGGGGCAUCGUCGACGUACGACAGACGAUGCAGAACAUGAACAACGUCAACGUCGCCGCGACCUCGAUGCCGGCACGAAUGCACGCUCACGGGCACGCGAUGAUGAAUAACGGCGAUUACGGGGCCGCGGUCGUACAGGGCGUGACCGAGCCGAUGUAUAUGGACUGAUAGAGCAACCAGACGGGAAGAGGCUAGGGACAAAAGAAAACCAACCGAAAAAUGCAACCAAAUUUUCUACAGGGUCGGCGAUUAUUCAUUUAUUUUCCCUUCUCGGUUCCUUUAUACACGGGCGUUUUUACAAGAAAAAGCAAGAAGAGAAGGGAGAGGGGGAGAGAGGGCAAGGCCAAACCAGACGAGACGUGUCUUUUUACAGCAUUUGUGUAUGUGUGUAUGCGUGCGAGGGCGAGUAUGAAUUCAUCCCCGAGACGGGCCUAUAUUGCUACAGCUCUUUGCAAACCCCCUACGCCCCCCUUUCCUCCCCUCUGCCUCGCUAUCGCUCGACGGACGAGCAUCUCGCUGAGGUUCU
Molecule: messenger RNA, 2450 nt
Organism: Durotheca rogersii
Lineage: Eukaryota; Fungi; Ascomycota; Sordariomycetes; Xylariales; Xylariaceae
Exons: 3
Coding region: 116-2092 (658 amino acids)
Source: RefSeq, a predicted model, not a curated record